CAUAAAUGCAAAAAUCUUAACUUAUUAGGGUAUUAAGUGAUUCUAAUAAAUCUCCAAAUCCUUUUUCUAUGUCGAGAUAAUUAAGUUAAGAAACACCAACUAAUUAAGGAAAUAAUUAGAGUUUGACUACAGACAGAGAAAUCGCACGUUUAACUAGAUUAGUUGGUUCAUUAAAAAAAGAAAAUGAAUCAUUGUUAAUAUAAAUUAAGUAAUUUGAAUAAAUGGAUUACAAAAAUAAAAUCUAAACUCUAGAAUAAAAAAAUAAAUAGUUAGAAUCAUAAAUUGAAACAUUUUAAAAAUUACCAUUUGAUUAGAUCUAAACUUUAAUAGAUGAUAAUGAAAGAUUAACUAAUAUUGUUGAAAAUCAAUCAAAUAAAAUUAAAUCACUUUUAACAUAAAUUGAUGAUUUAAAAGAUUCAUCUUUUUAGAAUGAAGGAAAGAAUGAAAUCAUUAUUUCUAUGAUUUAAGUAAGAUAUAAUUUAUUUAACUAUAGGAACUUUAAAAUUAAAAACUCUAUGUUUAAGAUGAAUUUCAGAGGUAUUAAAUUUUAAAUAAAGAGAAACAAACUCUUUAUUAAGAAUUAUAAAUGGCCAAACUAUAAAUUAAAGAACUUAAUCAAACUAUAGAAAAAAUAAAGAUGAUUAAUUUAGAGAGUAGUGAUCCUAGUGAUUUACUUCAUUAAGAUUAUCUUAAAAGUCAUGAAGCAGUAUUAGCUUUCUUUAAAAAUUAAUACUGA
Paramecium sonneborni is the source of this 736-nucleotide messenger RNA. The record is from the annotation of a GenBank genome assembly. Lineage: Eukaryota; Ciliophora; Oligohymenophorea; Peniculida; Parameciidae.